Postia placenta MAD-698-R-SB12 is the source of this 1261-nucleotide messenger RNA. RefSeq lists its product as hypothetical. The transcript has 4 exons. The record is from RefSeq and is a predicted model, not a curated record. Lineage: Eukaryota; Fungi; Basidiomycota; Agaricomycetes; Polyporales; Adustoporiaceae. Gene Ontology annotation, biological process: spliceosomal snRNP assembly. Gene Ontology annotation, cellular component: nucleus; SMN complex. The coding region runs from base 52 to 1197 and encodes 381 amino acids.
CGGAUUCAGCACGACUUCUCGACCAAGACCCGACGGUAUUGCCAGCAUUGGAUGGCUCCUAAGCGAAAGCGCACAGAUGGCGAUUCUUCAGACGACGACGAGCCAAGUGCGGGCAAACAGGUACUGCCCGUUGCCAAUCUACCAGAGGACUUCGAUGGCGUACCGAUGGAUGGGUUGCAGUACCUUUUCACUGUUCGACGUGAUGCUCGCACGCUGCCUCAUGUCACGCGAGUUGCGAAUCCCUAUGAGGUGAAGGUCGAAGUGUCUGCUGCAGCUGCAGCCAGCGACCAGAUGAGCACGCCUCACCCUGGAUUACCUUCUGAAGAAUGGCGGGAAUUAUUUCUUAGGCGCUUCAGGAACUUCCGCAAGAAUUCGAUACAACCAUCUAUACAUGUCGAUACUUCUACAUCCAGCUCCACGACGAAGGUAAUUCCUGACAUGAGAGACCGCGACCGUUGGUGGCUCUUCCUGGCGGGGCGGCCAUCUUCUGAGUGGAAUCCCCCCAAGCAACCAAAUAGAAACGACAGAGCGAGGAACAACUCGUAUCACUCGUAUGGUGGAGGCAUGCGGGGAUAUUCAGGGUAUCAAAACACUACGCCUCUCGUCUACAAUGAUCAUAGGACUGCAUUCUCGACAGUUCCACAUGAGACCUGGCUUGUGCAUAGCGAAAACGCUGAACCUGCAAGCACAGGUGAUCCCGCUGCGUCCCUUCCUACCCCUUCUGGGACUCCUGUUCGAGAAUCGCGACCAGAUUUUGGAGGCGAGCGACCAACAGAGGCGGCGACUCCUGCAGUCGGCGUACCGCCGGAGCCAACGCCAUCACUAAUGCAACAUAUUGAUCACCGCUACGCACUACAUCUGCUGAUGUAUUUUACGCACUGGAUCAGGCUGUAUCUUGAGGACGAUAACAGUGCUACGCACCUGAUCACUGCGAGCCAUGCGCGGUGGAUAUUCGUGCUGCUUUCGCGCGUUGAAGACUUUGUAUACGCGGAAGACACCGCACAUUUGCGUGACCUUGUCCGAGCUUGCCUCUCGUUGAUCCAGAAGCGCAAGCGCCAACUCGACGAUGCAUCGCCUGAAUCCAUCACCAUGGAUGAGACAUCAUGUUGGAUAGUCAUCACUGCCAUUACUGGAGUCUGGGGGCAGAGAGAUUUGUGGAUGGAUGCUGAAGCUGCGCUGCGGGAAGUACAGUCAUGAUUCACACCAUGAGGCAUGUAUGUGCAUUCUUGUAACGAACUCGUAUCUUAACGCUUGUGAACUA